Messenger RNA from Ixodes scapularis (black-legged tick), 1454 nucleotides. Its product is annotated as glutathione hydrolase-like YwrD proenzyme. The transcript is spliced from 5 exons. The coding region runs from base 800 to 1411 and encodes 203 amino acids. NCBI's taxonomy places the organism in Eukaryota, Metazoa, Arthropoda, Arachnida, Ixodida, Ixodidae. The record is from RefSeq and is a predicted model, not a curated record.
UCGGGCUAUUCGAUCUUGAACCUACCAAGUUGAAUCCAGCAAAAUACUAUCACCUUGUGAUUGAAGCGAUGAGGUUGGCCUCAGAAGACGGCUUGCUUCACGUUGCCGAUCCACAGUUCUCGAAUAUAGACCAACUGAUACGGAAGGACCAUGGCGAGAAGAGGAAAAAACUCCUUGAUGUCGAGAGGUAAGGCUGUGGGCAUCAUGGCACAUAUAUCGGGUUCGUUCUUCUUUAAAUAUCUGUUUCUUCUAACGGUGAUGGGUGAAGCUCACUAUCGAAGCAUCUACAGGCUCGGCUUACGAUGAUGCUCGAUUCCGGGGAACUGCUCGAGGUUGAACGCCGAGCAACGUUUCACAAGGAGGCUGAGCUACUUCAGAGGUUCGAAGAAGCAAGUCUUUGGCAGAAACGUGAACUCCGCUUGUUCCGAAGUUCCAGCAUUAUUUUCCUUUCAAGGCAUGCUUAUCCAAGGUAUGCCACGUUGUGGCACUAACUAUGUCACUAGAUGGCGUUGGCUAUCCGCCCACUCCCUCCGAUUUUCGUGAAAUGUCACUGUAGUGACGUCACAGCCGUAAAGCGGAGGCACUGCGAACGCCUUGAAGUUAUCUACUUGGUGCUGGCUAUGGACGUUCACAAGAGAUGUUUUCUUUCUAAACGAACAACUUGAAGACGAAACAAAACAUGCUAUGGUGUAAACAACGUCUCAUUUUUACCACUUAAUAACGCUCCGAUUAAUCCGCUAGGUUCGUGCCCCUCUGCUCGAAGGACCUGCCCAAUGGUAAACAGGGCGGCACUACCUUCAUGGCCGCUGUGGACCCCUGGGGAAACGCAUGCUCCUUCAUCACUAGCAUCGCUCAUCCCUUUGGCUGUACCACUGUCCCAGAGUAUGGAUUCGGAGUACACGCACGUGGCGAUGGUUUCAACACAAUGCUUGGACACCCCAACUGCGCAGCACCAUGCAAGAAGCCUUUUCACAGCUUGAUGCCAGUGUUGGUCACAGACAGCUCCUCAGGAAAACUGCUGUCUCUAGUUGGUACAGUGGGAGGGAGUGCACAACCGCAAGCAAUCCUGCAGGUUUUAUUGAACAUGGUCGAGCACGGUCUAAACCCCCAAGAGGCGAUUGACAAACCGCGGCUCAGAAUAGGAUGGAGCCGCAACUUUCAUCCGGAUGACCCACUCACAGUGGAAGACGACGUCGACGCUGAAUUAAUCGAGGGCCUGAAGGAAAGAGGCCACGCCUUCAAGCAGGUUGUCAGCGGCAUCGAUAGAUCGGACAUGGACCACGUCCAUGUCAUCACAAGGGGCAGAUGGUGGGACCCAGAGAGGUGCGGAUCAGAUGGCCAUGGGACUGAGGAUGGCGUUCUCUGGUGUGGCGCGGAUCAAAGAUGUGGCGGUGUCGCCAUGGCUUACUGAGAGAAAACCGGACACACUGCUCCCGAAAGGAUGCAUACAACUU